Molecule: messenger RNA, 168 nt
Organism: Entrophospora sp. SA101
Lineage: Eukaryota; Fungi; Glomeromycota; Glomeromycetes; Entrophosporales; Entrophosporaceae
Source: the annotation of a GenBank genome assembly
AUGGAUGGGUAUUGGUAUGGACAUGAAGAAUCAUAUGAUUAUGUUUAUAUGACUCAUGAAGUAAGCGGCAUAGUUAGUUUGGAUAGUAAAUUGAUUGGUUUUGGUAUUUUAUCAGUUGGUGGUGUUGAUGGUGGUAUUUCAAUCCAAAAAUUAAAAGUACAUGGAUGA